This is a messenger RNA of Helobdella robusta, 618 nucleotides long. RefSeq lists its product as hypothetical. The record is from RefSeq and is a predicted model, not a curated record. Gene Ontology annotation, biological process: negative regulation of oxidative stress-induced intrinsic apoptotic signaling pathway; UTP biosynthetic process; GTP biosynthetic process. Lineage: Eukaryota; Metazoa; Annelida; Clitellata; Rhynchobdellida; Glossiphoniidae. Gene Ontology annotation, molecular function: nucleoside diphosphate kinase activity. The transcript is spliced from 5 exons. Bases 1 to 618 code for a protein of 205 amino acids.
AUGAAAGACAUUGAAAAUGAAGAAGGAAUAACAAUUGAAAAAACAUUAGCAAUUAUUAAGCCAGAUGCUUUCGAAAAAGAAUACGAAAUUUUGGAUACAAUCUUAAGAAAUGGAUUUUUUGUUUUAAAUAAAAUGAAAAUACAUUUGAGUCCAGAGCAGGCAAGUGAAUUUUAUGAAGAGCAUUAUAACAAAAGCUUCUUUUCACGUCUCAUUCAUUACAUAAGCAGUGGCUACAUAAUUGUAUUAGUAUUGGGCAAGCAAAAUGCAGUGCUUGAUUGGAGAAACUUGAUUGGUCCCACUGAUUCUGAAAAGGCCAGAGAAAGCCAUCCACACAGCCUUAGAGCAUUGUAUGGAAAAGAUAAAGAAGUCAACGCAUUUCAUGGAAGUGACAGCCUAGAAAGUGCUAAGAGAGAAAUUAAAUUCUUUUUUCCAAAUUUGGUUGAAGAACCAGUUGCUUUAGAGAAUGAUGCGAGGUAUUUCAUGCAAAAGUAUGUUAAUCCUACAUUGCUGAAAGGCUUAACAGCUUUGUGUCACAAAAAGCCUGAAAAUCCAGUGGUAUGGUUGGCAGAUUGGCUGACAAACAACAACCCUAACAAACCAAGAAUUCAAGAAGCAUAA